AUGAACCUCCUCAUGUGUGUUUUCUCCCCUGGGAAAGGAGGCUUUGGGUCAAUGCUUAGGGCUCUUGGGGCACAAAUUGAGAAGACCACAAACCGCGAAGCCUGCAGGGACCUAAGCGGAAGGAGACUAAGAGAUGUCAACCAUGAGAAAGAGAUGGCAGAGUGGCUUAAGAAGCAGAGCAGACCGCGAGGCAGAGAAAGAGCAAAGCGUCUGGAGAGACUGCAGAGGAAGCUGGCCGAGCCCAAGCAUCACUUUACAGACCCAGAGUACGAGCAGCAGUGCCACGACCUCUCAGAACGCCUGGAGGACUCGGUUUUAAAAGGCACAAAUUUCAAAUAGAUAUUUAGAAUGAAAUGGUAGAAUAGUAUGAUUAUUGUCCAUUUGUAAGAAUGGUAAUGUUUGUUUUCACCCA
Salvelinus sp. IW2-2015 is the source of this 412-nucleotide messenger RNA. NCBI's taxonomy places the organism in Eukaryota, Metazoa, Chordata, Actinopteri, Salmoniformes, Salmonidae. The record is from RefSeq and is a predicted model, not a curated record.